UCCUCCCCUUUUCACAUUCUCCUCUCCUCUCCUCUCCUCUCCUCCCACCUUCCAUCCUCCUCCUCCUCUCCAAGGUGGUGGUGCAGUCUUCCAAACCCUCUUCUCCUCCUCCCCUCUCCCCCAACCGACACCUCCAACCACCACUCCUCCUCCUCCUCCUCCUCAUGGAGAAGGCUGAGAGAGAGACUCAUGACUUCAUGAAUGUUGAUACCUUCUCUCAACUCCCUUUCAUCCGCCCUGCACCGGUUAAAGAAAAAGGCAUUCGACUAUUCGGCAUAGAAUUCGGCGGCGGAGGUGACACCACCGCCCUCACCACCGACGAGUCUGACUCCGCCGACACCAACAAUCCCUGUGAAGAACUAGUGCUAAAAGACGACAACAACAACAACAACAAUAACAACGACAAUGGAGAGAGUAGUCGAAAAUUCGAAUGCCAUUACUGUUGCAGAAACUUCCCCACCUCUCAAGCCCUAGGAGGCCAUCAAAAUGCACACAAGAGAGAGCGUCAACACGCCAAACGCGCCCACCUCCAGUCUGCCAUGGUCCACGGCGGCUUCUCCGACGUCUACGGCCUCAUGAACUACCCUCAUCACCGCCUCGGCUCCGCCACCGCUCCUCCAAACCCCGCCACCAUGACUUACCACCACCACAACCCAUAUGCCAAUACUACCCCUAGGUUUUAUGGAAGUCAUCAUGGUGGUGGCGGUGGUGGUGGCGCGUACUCUCACCACCACCACCAACCACCCAUAAAUGGCAGCCCUCUCGCCUUAUGGCGUAUCCCCGCUGUCCAAAAUUCGCCUACGCUUAAUCGUGACCGUUCAAUGCAUCAUCCGUUGCCAUUGUUCGCCAGCGAUGAUUUGAAGCCAUCGCCGAUGAUGGGUAGCUCUAGUUCUCAAAGCCGGUAUGGGUAUGAAGCGAAGUCCACGGUACAAGAUCAUGUGAGUUUGGAUCUUCAUCUGUAAGAAAUUUGAUUAUGCUUCGAUAUAAUCAUAUUUAUGAAACAAAAUUUAAAUUCUCUAAUGGAUUCCGGGCUAUCAUUUGUUAUGAAAAGUGAGAUGACUCUAAUUAAGCACAAUUUAAUAUGAGGAUGAAUUAGGAUUUGAGUCUUACUGUUGCGCGAUGCCAUGGAGCUUCUCUUUCUCUUAUCUCCUUGUAAAAAAAAUAAUUUAAGUACAAUUUGUUAUUAUGAUUUUUUUACC
Messenger RNA from Camellia sinensis, 1199 nucleotides. Its product is annotated as zinc finger protein GIS. Gene Ontology annotation, molecular function: DNA-binding transcription factor activity. Gene Ontology annotation, biological process: trichome morphogenesis; trichome differentiation; response to gibberellin. Lineage: Eukaryota; Viridiplantae; Streptophyta; Magnoliopsida; Ericales; Theaceae. The record is from RefSeq and is a predicted model, not a curated record.